AUGUGGGAACGAGGAUGCAUAACUGGAGGCGUGUUUGCAGAGGAAUCGUGCGUGUGCGUGUCUGUGUGCGUGUGCGUGUCUGUGUGCGUGUGCGUGUCUGUGUGCGUGUGCGUGUCUGUGUGCGUGUGCGUGUCUGUGUGCGUGUGCGUGUCUGUGUGCGUGUGCGUGUCUGUGUGCGUGUGCGUGUCUGUGUGCGUGUGCGUGUCUGUGUGCGUGUGCGUGUCUGUGUGCGUGUGCGUGUCUGUGUGCGUGUGCGUGUCUGUGUGCGUGUGCGUGUCUGUGUGCGUGUGCGUGUCUGUGUGCGUGUGCGUGUCUGUGUGCGUGUGCGUGUCUGUGUGCGUGUGCGUGUCUGUGUGCGUGUGCGUGUCUGUGUGCGUGUGCGUGUCUGUGUGCGUGUGCGUGUCUGUGUGCGUGUGCGUGUCUGUGUGCGUGUGCGUGUCUGUGUGCGUGUGCGUGUCUGUGUGCGUGUGCGUGUCUGUGUGCGUGUGCGUGUCUGUGUGCGUGUGCGUGUCUGUGUGCGUGUGCGUGUCUGUGUGCGUGUGCGUGACUCUGGUGUCCGAGCCUGGUGAACUGUACCGGUUACAUCACAUGCACCCAAAGUUGACACCAAAUGACACAGAGUUCACAACAAUCAACAAACGAGUAACAAUUACAUGUCUAAAUUUGUUUGUAACAAAUCAACUAGUGCCUGAAUUUUAG
Molecule: messenger RNA, 699 nt
Organism: Schistocerca nitens (vagrant locust)
Lineage: Eukaryota; Metazoa; Arthropoda; Insecta; Orthoptera; Acrididae
Product: keratin-associated protein 5-1-like
Exons: 4
Coding region: 1-699 (232 amino acids)
Source: RefSeq, a predicted model, not a curated record